Molecule: messenger RNA, 666 nt
Organism: Lachnellula hyalina
Lineage: Eukaryota; Fungi; Ascomycota; Leotiomycetes; Helotiales; Lachnaceae
Exons: 3
Coding region: 1-666 (221 amino acids)
Source: RefSeq, a predicted model, not a curated record
AUGGGAUUCAGGACAUGGCGAUUACUGCGCCCAGGUUUUCAGCAAACCCCUACUGGCGGACGCUGGUAUGGCCUUGAUUACUUCAGCUGGAAUAUGAUUGUUGGUUUUAUCAUAGUAACAGCUGUUCUGUCUGUUGCGACAGGUGAGGAACCAGUAAAUAUUCGCCAAGCAUCAAUGCCGCAAGCCAUUAUACUCUAUCUCGCCAGCAGCCAGCUUAUUGUCACUGGGCUCAUGGCAGCCUUAGGUUUGAAAACUCCGGUCCGAUUUUCUUCGACAACAAGGGGGAGCCUUAUGAAACCAGGGAUCUUCGUGUUAAUCGAAGAUAUUGUUGGUGUUGAUGGUGGCGGCGGUCCAGAAUUCCGAGAUGCUUUGAUGGCUAGGUACGAGACUAGCAAGGUGUUUCGUAGGCUUAUUGCGCAGAUGAAUUGGUUCUGGGGUAUUGGCUCGAUGAUAGUAGCAGGGGGUACAACUGCAAUUGUCUACAUCGUUGAAGACCUCAAUGUUGUCUUUGCCCUUGUGAGGCUGGUGUCUCCCGUGGAUAUGGGCCGGAAUUGGUGCCAUCUGCACAGUUUUGUGGACCAAAAGAAUGCUGAAGUUGGAGAUUCAAUGGAAAUCUCCUCUAGCACAGUAGGAUCAUACCAGCCGAAAAUGUUCGGCAGCGUGUGA